Zychaea mexicana is the source of this 1083-nucleotide messenger RNA. RefSeq lists its product as uncharacterized. The record is from RefSeq and is a predicted model, not a curated record. The coding region runs from base 380 to 1006 and encodes 208 amino acids. The transcript has 2 exons. Lineage: Eukaryota; Fungi; Mucoromycota; Mucoromycetes; Mucorales; Lichtheimiaceae.
CACAGCUGUUUCCUGUUCAUUGUUGUUGUUUGAACUUUAAAUUUUUUUUCUGUUUCUUAAAAGUCAAUAUCAUCAUCGUUGUGUGUGUGUGUGUGUGUGUGUGUGUGUGCCAGGGUACAUAGAUACAAUUGUGUGAAAUGUGCGAGUAAGGGUAAGAAGGGAGAAGUAGAACAUUGAGCUAGCUGGUAGAAAGAAAAUGUGCGAGAAGGGACUAUACAAGGAGGUCUGCCAAAACCAAGAGAAAAGAGAUAAAGAGGUAUAUGGGUGGUAUGUAUAUCAGAAGGAGAGAAAGAGAUGCGAGUGAGUGCUUGCUGUGUGGUUGAGUGACUUGCUGUUGCCAAAGGAAUAGCUGAUUUGGGAGAGGUCGGUGUUGUUGUCAAUGUUUGGGGUGCGACAGCAAAACAAAGAGCAAAGGGAUCGAGGGGAAAAGGGAAACAGAAAGAAAGUAAAAGAGGUAAGGAGUUGGCUAAUAACAAAGCAUCAGCGUGAGAGUACCGUCAUCGUUUUGCUUAGUGUUGAUCGUCAAAUCCUGCAUUUCGGGAAUAUCCUGAACAACGGUGUCAUCCAUGUGUACGACCAAGUUUUCUUUUUUGGCAACUUGGCGAACCACCUGAGUGAUCUGAUUCGGGUCAAUGUCCAUUUUGGCACUGAGCUUGUCUUUGAGAUCGUCCACCGUGAGCUCGUCAAGAUACACGGCGCGAUGGAGUCCAUCCUCCUCCGUGUUGGUGAACUUUGCAAAGAUGCCGAGUUCUACAACAUGCAAAACGUGUAUGAGUCCACUGUUGUGUGCAAUACUGAAGAAGGAUAUACUACACUUACUCGCCACUCUGCGUCGUCGUUGCGGGACAUAGGUUGGAUCAUAAUCGAGGGAAAUAGGCGGUGGUGGCAUGCCCGGAUGAUGAUGCAUGAAGUACGGGUUGGGCGUGCCAGGCGACAUGGCUGGUGCGCCUACAGCUGCCAUGGCCGCUGCUGCCACACUUGGGUCCGUAGACGGCGGUGUCAUUAACGGGUGAGAAUGGUAGGGCCGUUUCAAGCCUGCUGUGGCACUGCCAUUCAAGCUACCACCAGCACUCAAAGGCGGCG